GCUAGAAGGAUGAAUGGGCUGCUCCCUUCUCACUGUCACUGUCCUUCCGGGAAAAAUUGACAAGGAUAAAUUAGGUAGGUGGGUACAUUUAGUCUCCUGUGAAGGUACAAUGAAUGGUCAUGUACGGGAAACCACAGUUGGAUAUAGUCAUUGAAGCUCAGUGUGGGUACAGAAUGGUUUAAAUCGAUAAUCAACUAUGUUUGGCCUUGGUCAACCUGCCCGCUGCAGCCCACGAAACUCCCAGAAUGAUCAGAAGAGGGUCUGGGUGUAUUGGAACUUCCAGGAUCUCCGAAAGGAUCCCAAAGAUUCAAGACCAUUAGCCGUACAGGUUAGGACAAAGGUGUGGAAUAAUGUGCACUCCUUAGUUUGACAUUUGUCACCCGUGCGAGAGGUAUCUGGGAAGACCUUGGUCUUUGUGUAGGAUAGUCUACAGAACAUCUUGAUUUAUAUAAGACAGUGUCUGGAAUUUUCAAUCUGAAAUAGACAUUUCAGUGCCAACUUUUUCCUCCCGUUUUGCCUUGAAAUAAUCCGGAAUUGAAUUGCAUCAUUCAGAUUAGCUAUGCAUUUGCUGUAAUGCUAUAUUUUUAGGAAAUAGAGGAUCAUGAAAAUCCCAGCUUCUUGAUUGUGGCAUAGAGGAAAAGCUGUGCAUUCUGGGUGAUUCCCAGGCAGGGGAUGCAAUGGAAGAACAGGAGCGGGUUGUAGCUCUAAAGGAAGAGGGUCUCUUUGAGGACCCAGUCUUUCCUUGUGAGGAAUCCUCCCUGUUUUCAGACUAUUCCACCCCCAUCGCCAAGUUCCAGGAUGACAUCACCUGGCUCCGCCCACAGGAGAUUUGCCAGGCUCCCACACUGUUUCCUGAAAAUCCCAACGAGGGGCAUGCAAAACAAGGCACCUUGGGAGACUGCUGGUUCCUUUGUGCUCUCACCAUCUUAGUGAAGAACCAGCAUUUGAUGAACAAGGUUCUACCCCCAGCACAGGCCCAGUGGGGGGAUAAGGGGUACAGGGGCUCCUUCCUCUUCUGCCUAUGGCAGCACGGUCACUGGACAGAGGUAACAGUUGAUGACCGUCUGCCCUGCAUCGGUUCCAAGCUAUGCUUCUCUGGCUGUCAGUCCCCAACUGCCUUCUGGGUGGCUCUGCUGGAGAAGGCCUAUGCCAAAUUGCUGGGGUCAUAUGAGCGCCUGUGGGCGGGGCAGGUCUCUGAGGCACUGGUGGACCUCACUGGUGGGCUGGCGGAGAGCUGGAGCCUACGUGACUGUGGGACAGAGGAGGACCAGUGUCAAGGGUCACCUGACAGUGACAGGGUCAGUAGGAGGCUUGAUCUGGACCUCCUUCAGGAGGUCAGAGAAGGAUGUUCCGUCAGCUGCUCUGUAUCCAGUACCCCUGGAGGUGCCAGUGAGCUGGGCCAAUCCCAUGCCCUGAGUGUGAUGGACUGGGUGGAUGUGAGGACCAUUGAGGGUAGAACAGUACGACUAAUCCACAUCAGAAACCCCUGGGGCAGACGCUGCUGGGAGGGAGCAUGGAGAGACGGAGGAGAAGGCUGGAACUCCCUGGACCCAGCCUGUAGAAUGGACCUGCUGGGCUGGACCCAAGAGGGACAGUUCUGGGUGGAUGAAACGGAGUUCCUGUCCCAGUUUGAUAACAUCACAGUAGGGUAUCCCAUCAACGAUGAAGGACACCUGCAGAGCAUCUACUCUGGAGAGCUGUUGACCCACCGGCAACAGACGGGUGGCCGCUGGGUCAGAGGUCACUCAGCGGGCGGGUGCCGUAACAACAGCAGCUACAGCAGCAAUCCUAAGUUCUGGCUGCGAGUGUGCGAGAGGGGUGAGGUGUUAGUGUCUCUGCUACAACACAGACGGUGUAGCAGGAAAACAACAGCACGUCGUUACGCACACCCACCAGCAGAGGGCAGCAGAACACAACACCAGCACCACCCGGCCAUUGCUCUGCACAUGUGGAAGGUAGAGAAAAAGCGGUUUAACCUUUGUCGGAUUCUGAAUAGCCCUCCCUGUGCCUCCACACACUGCCAUGCCUAUGAACGGGAGGUGGUGCUACACGCACAUCUGGAGCCUGGCUUCCACCUUCUCAUCCCCAGUACCUUUCUGAAGGGGGUUGAGGGCAGCUUCCUCAUCAGAGUCUUUUCUUCUAGCCCAACCUCACUCAGUGCUAUAAAGACUCCAGUGCCCUCAUUGCCUUUGGGAACAGAGGGGGAAUGGGAGACAAACUUCUUCCAGGGCAAGUGGGUCCUGGGGUCAACAGCCGGGGGUAGCAGAAACUUCCUGUCUCAUUGGCAGAACCCCCACUUCCUGGUCACCAUGGGCAGCGACCUAGCAGGGUUAACUGGUGACAAUUUUAGGGUCAUUCUCCACCAGAAUUGCCCUGAUACUGACCUGCAGGCCAUUGGAUUUCACCUCUACAAGGCUCCAGAGGGACAGGGGCAGAACGAGUCUACAGUGCCCAGGGAUGAGGAGCCUGUGGCCAGCUGUGUACCCCACUGCUACACCCAGGAGGUCAGUCUGGCCUGCUGUCUUCCUCCAGGAGCCUAUGUCAUCCUGCCCUCCACCUACCUGCCUGGCUCCCCAGGCCAGUUCACCCUCACUGUGGCCCGCAGAUUACACAGGAGAGUGGUGAAGAGUCAGGAGAAUCUAGGGAGAGCCAUUCAGGAGAGGUCCUCUGUGGACCGGGCAUUAAUGGGAUCUGACAGGGCUGGCCGGUGUAAACAAACAGCCGCCAUUGAAGAGGUCCGCUCCUGCUCGCUGUGCUCCCUCACCGACCCGGGACAAAGGGCCCACUCAUGGAGCUCCUCACCGGAUCAGAAAGGGCAGGGGGUCUGACCCCUCCAGACUGCAGUGCAUCGACCCGGCCUCAGACCAUGGGGCUGUCUGUGCCUGUACGCCUCUUCCAUCCGUGCCUCCAGAGUAGUUCCUCGUAACCACUAAGAUGUGUCACCUUAAUGGUUCAGCCUAGGUUGGGUUUAGAUGACCAGCAAACCUGGAAAAUGUGAUACUCCAAAAAAAAAAUGUAAGGGUGUCAUCUGUGCGAUCCAACAGUUGUUGGGUGGCACAGUUACAUUUUGAAUUGUGAGGCUCUUUUCAGGGGUUGACAUUUCAUGUGUGCUUUUAUCUGAAUCUUUGCAUAGUAGUUGGCACAUGGAGUGUGUUUUUUGGGGGCACGAACAGAUUUUCAGUAAUCUACAAUAUGCAUUCAAAAUAUGUGAAUUAUAAAUUUCAAAGCUUUCUAGAGCUCUUUAUUAAGGGUGUCAGUUUAUUUUUUUUCUUUUACAGCCAAUGUGUAUUAUUUGUAGUUUUCAGCAUGUAUGGAGACACAGACUGCUCAAGGUCAGUGAAAGGUCAUUUGUAAAAACUACUAUGAUGGCCCAAGCUGAUUGCCUUGUGGUACUCCACAAAUUGCUGAAUUUUCAUUAGAUAGGCCACCACUGAACAAAUGAAUCUGUGUUCUAUUAGAUCAAGGCUGCCCAAUCUUAUUCCUGGAGCGCCAAAACACAUCUGGUUUUUGUUUCUCCCUGGUAGUCAAUAGCACUCAUCUGCAUUAGUCAGUGAAUAAAAGGAGAGGAGGAAACCCAGAAGUGUUUCACUCCUCAAUGAACUAAUAACUCUCAAUCCAGGAUGGGGCAGAGGGUGUAGAUCCGCAACCACACAAACAGUCAGUGUGACAGGCGAACAGAUACUGUAUCACUUGAAAGGCUUUAAAAGAGAAACUGAGUAAUGUUUUAAUGCUGUAGAAGUAUUCCAGCCCCACCAAGUAAACUACAAAUACCUGGUGGCUAAAACCAAUCCCCCUCUCGCAUGAGAGAAUAACGCAAAUGCUUGAAGAUGAUAGAAAGUGCAGGUUAUGAUUUGAGAAAACUUACAAUACAAAAACAUUGUAUCACUGUAGUCUAGUUAAAGAUGGCAAUGCACAAAUACACUAAUUUUGUCUGUUGCGAAGGUUUUCUUUCACAAAUAGGUUGUGAUCAAUGAUAUCAAAAGCUGCACUUAAUUUUCCACAAUGGUAUUAUGCAUUCAGCCAUUUAUUAGUCAUUUGUGUCAGUGCUGAGUAUGUCGAUCGGCAUCAGUAUGUAGUGAAGGGCAAUCUGUCAGUUCUCAGAAAAACAAUAUUUGGGAGAGAAAAAAAUAUUCAGAAAAUGUGCUCUGCACCAGUAACAGGUUGGUCAGUUUCCGGAUUUAGGAUUAGGGUACGUUUAUAAUCGAUUUCUGGCCCCCCCAGGGAAAGUGAAACAAACGUGUGUGUGGUUGGUCUCGGGCUUACGUAGCUACCACCGCUGACUGCAAUUGUUGACUGAAGACCAAGGUUUUAUUGUCUACUUGUCCUUCUUGAUUUCACUCUGCUUUAUGUUGUUUGGUUUGGUAUGUUCGUUUGUACAGAGGAAGCGGAUCCUGAUGGAACUAAAAUAAAAUGUCCUGCCAACGACAGAUUAUUGAUUUUU
Esox lucius (northern pike) is the source of this 4441-nucleotide messenger RNA. RefSeq names its product calpain 10 (gene capn10). Lineage: Eukaryota; Metazoa; Chordata; Actinopteri; Esociformes; Esocidae. The transcript has 14 exons. Gene Ontology annotation, molecular function: calcium-dependent cysteine-type endopeptidase activity. The record is from RefSeq and is a predicted model, not a curated record. The coding region runs from base 678 to 2828 and encodes 716 amino acids. Gene Ontology annotation, cellular component: cytoplasm. Gene Ontology annotation, biological process: proteolysis.